Adineta steineri is the source of this 435-nucleotide messenger RNA. The record is from the annotation of a GenBank genome assembly. NCBI's taxonomy places the organism in Eukaryota, Metazoa, Rotifera, Eurotatoria, Adinetida, Adinetidae.
AUGGCACGAAUUCUUGAUAUAAUAGAGGAAGAUAAAAUUGCAACAGCAGUUUUAAAUCGUAAAGAACGUCCAAAUCGUUUACUUGUUGAUGAUUCAACUAAUGAUGAUAAUAGUGUUGUUGCAUUAUCACAAAAAAAAAUGGAUGAAUUACUAUUAUUUCGUGGUGAUACUGUAAUGGUCAAAGGUAAAAAACGUCAUGAAACAAUAUGUAUUGUUCUUGCCGAUGACAAUUGUUCAAAUGAACGUAUUCGAAUGAAUCAUGUUGUACGAAAUAAUUUGCGCGUACGUCCUGGUGAUACUGUUUCAGUUCAAGCUUGUUCAGAUGCAAGAUAUGGUAAACGUAUAACAGUUUUACCUAUUGAUGACACUGUAGAAGGAAUGACAGGAAACUUAUUUGAAGUUUAUUUAAAACCAUAUUUUCUUGAAGCUUAUUGA